UCGAGUAAAAUUUUCCUCGGAGAGUUCAUUUUGGAACGUACCCCAGAACGUAAGUAACCGAGGAAAAUUUUAUUCGAUGGCCGAUUAGAACCAAUCAGAAAGGCUUAAAAGAGAUUCGAACGGAACGGCCAUCCGAGUAAAAUUUCCUCGGUCUACUUACGUUUUGGAACGUAACCUUAAACAUUUACGCUAAAUCGGGGAAACGGUAAAAGACAAAUGGGCAAGAUACCGGCGAAGAAACAUCGAGGUGUCAAGGAUGUCGAAAAGCAGCGCGCCAAACGUUUAGCGGAGUUAGAAUUGCGCACGAAUAUUGCACCGAAGGACACGGAUGAACAGGCUAUUCCGAAGAGUCUUGAACGCAUGAUCAAAUUAAAGGAAGCCGCAAAGACCAACAAUAUUUCAAAAAGAAAACGAAAGAAGAAAAACGCACUCAUCUGCGUAGGUCAGCAACACUCCAAACUAAGUUUGCAUCCAAAAGCAAAACCUGAGAAAACUGUACCAGUGUUUCAACAACGACCAAAUGAAUCUGGUGAACAAUUUUUGCACAGAAUUUCCAAGGAUACGUAUGCCUUUCUUAAGGAGACUGCAUUUGAGAAAAAAUAUGGUGUUCAGAUUGAACGGGAUCUUGAAUCUGGACAAAUUCAGGGCUUAAUAAAGUGCAAACGCGAAAAGGACGAUGUAGAAAUAUUGCGAGCUCACAAAAACAUCAAGAGAAAAAAGAAAACAACUGAAACCUCUUUGACAAAGAACGAGAAACGAAAGCUGAAAUUGCAGUUGAAAAGAGAAAAGAAAUUAAAGAAUGCUGACGAGUUUGAAAAUUUGCAAGAUAAAAUUGCCUUUAACGAAGUAGCUCAUGAGCCUCCAAAAUUGAAUAUCAAAUCAAAGAAAAUGAAUGAAGAAAGGAAACCGAAGAAUUUGUUACUGAAUUCGCUACUAGAAAACUCGAAGGUUUCUUCUAAUUCCAAAGUGAUGGAUCGAUCUGGAAAAAGAAAAAACUUACCUGUGAUAGAAAGAAGAAAACUGGAGAAACAACAGAGCGAUGCUAUUGUUGCAUACAGACGGCUGAAGUCCCAGCGAUUGGCUAAUAGAAGCUGCUAGGAGAUUGGAUGUUAAAAUUCUUAUAAUGUAAUUUGUAAUUUUAUGAAGUUAGAAGAUUAUGAGGAUUAUCGAUAGAAUUUUCUUUGCUAAGAAAAUAUAAGCAAUAAUAAUUUUCAAUUGCAACAUUUGAAUCCGAUUUAACCCGUGG
Messenger RNA from Camponotus floridanus (Florida carpenter ant), 1246 nucleotides. RefSeq names its product coiled-coil domain-containing protein 137. The transcript is spliced from 3 exons. Bases 217 to 1098 code for a protein of 293 amino acids. The record is from RefSeq and is a predicted model, not a curated record. Lineage: Eukaryota; Metazoa; Arthropoda; Insecta; Hymenoptera; Formicidae.